Closterium sp. Yama58-4 is the source of this 588-nucleotide messenger RNA. NCBI's taxonomy places the organism in Eukaryota, Viridiplantae, Streptophyta, Zygnematophyceae, Desmidiales, Closteriaceae. The record is from the annotation of a GenBank genome assembly.
AUGGGCAGGAAUACUCAGACAUUGCUUCAUAGACUUUGUGAGCUGUUUCUUUUCGCCUUGGUUUUGAAAUGCUAUGGAAAAACGUCUGACAACGACCUUGCUCUCGUGAGAUAUCGAGGCAGAGUGCUGAAGAUUUGUUCGGGAAAAAGCGUAGGAGGAGCUUUGACCGUGAUUUCGGGCAAUAAUUUACUCACGACCGAAAUCAACGCUGGACUGGAAAAUCCAGGCUCGCACAUGUACAUAGGGGAUUCACGUUUGAGAGGUAGAAGACAUUGUGGCAACGGAAUUCUGCAAUUUCUUGAGUUCAACAAGUCAAAGAAUUCGUUCAAUGCUCUCGCAGCAGAUGAUGUUCCGUCAAUUGUGAAGCAUUCAUCCUUCGUCGUCUCUGUUACCGAUCCGAGAAAGUCCAAUAUUCUGUUGAAGGGCACCUUUCAGCAUGACCUGAAUGUGACAGGACAGACUGGACAUGCAGCCUCAACUCAGGUGUAUGCAGGCAGCGUCAACCAACUGGAGCAGCAAUAUGCUCCCCAUCACAAGAUGAUUCAGGAGUUUAUGCAGAAAUAUCCAGCAAAGAAGCUCCGCAUUUGA